AUGACAAGUCACGGACACAUGGCACGGCGAGGAAGUCAUAUUGUGCCGACGACUAACCCUGGCUCCCACAGCCGAAAGAACAGCACCAACGCCGCCCCUCGUAUAAAAAAACGCACGAGCUCCAUCAUUCCGAGCGACGAUUUGACGACGCUGCCACUGCUGGAGCUGCCAGCGUCGAUCCACCGAUCCGACGCGUCGUCGCCGCCAAAUGGAGGCGCCCGAUCGACGUGGAUAACCCCCCGGCUGAACGACGAGCUGCUCAAGAACAACGCCACAGACGGAGUCCUGGGCAAAACGUUUGGGACGCUGAGUCUCGAAAAGAGCUUGGAGUUGCUCCAAAAGAUCCUCACGGAAGGCAGGUCGCCCCCCAAGGACCACCAAAUUCGCUUUACGACCCCUCCCGUGAUUGCGAGCUCCCCGAUGCCCCCACCGCCUAGACUUGGCGAGACAGAGCGCAAGGCUUCCGUGCAAGCUAUCUCCGCGCCCCAGCGAAUCGAAGAGUUAUACGACACCAUCACAAUCUUACGCCAGGAAUUGGACAUGGAGAGGGCUCAAAACCGCGCAAACGACAGUGGCACUACCGGGCUGACGGCAUAUUCCAUGGACACGGGGGGCGAUAGCUACUAUUCUGCGCUAGGACGCAACGCCGAGCUACACAUCCGCGCCAAGAAGUUCGAGUCCGCCGCCAACUCGAUGCGCGAGGAUUUGGAAGCGUCCAAGUUGGACCAGAAGAAAACUCUGGACCAUGUGAAUUCGCGCGAAGAAAAGCUGCGCAAUGUCAUCAAGAAGAACAAGUGCCUUAUGGCCGAGUACGAAGUCCUAAAGGAUCAAUACGUUGAAGAGAAAGUCAAAAGCGUCGAAGUGUACCGAACCAUGACGUUGGACAAGAAGCGCCACGACGCAGUACGCGAAGAGAUGGAAGCCACACAAGCCCACUUGCACAAGCAGCACGCCGAGCUCGAAACCAAGAUCGAUGCGAUGGCCACGGCCCACGCGGCAGAGGUAAAGGGACUUCAGGCAGCCCUGGAGACGACCCAAGCCGAGCGAGACCGGCUGGUGUUGUGCGUGGCCGAGUCUCGACACCGAUUCAGAGCGUGGAAAGACCGAGAAGCCAAAUCCGAUCUCGCAACGAGAGAACAAGCCAAGGAGGGGUUGCAACUCGAACAUGCGAUCCGCAUGGAAAAGUUCCAGAACGAAAUUCGCCUCCUCCGGGAAAAAGUUACGCAGCUCGAGCAGUCCAACCAAAUGUUGAAGCGGGAGCCACAUUUGUCGCCGCUGGAGCUCACGCAACGAAAACACCAACUCUUGAACACGAUCACAACCCAGGAAGCCGACCUCAUUGGCAUGACCACCAGAGUCCAGGAGCUAGAAACGAUGUUGGCAUUUGCAAAGUCCCAGCAAGAACAACAAGGAGCGAUGCUUCGGACAGCACAGGAAGCUAUGGCCAACAUGCUGCACGAUCGAGAAGUCCAAGCUUUGGAGCAUUUGAGUUGGAAUGCAACCCCCCCUCGAACGCCUUCCACGGCUCCGAUGUCUCCAACUAGCCAUCUUGUCUCACGCGGUUCUGUCUUUCCAAUGAAGUCGCCCACAUCGCCCGCGUCUCAACUCACCCCCCGCGCCCCAUCGUCGGCGCCAUCCCCUCGAGUCCAGCAAUCGAAACGGAAAGGGCAAUAUCGAAAGGCCGACUCGCCACAGCCACUGAGCCCUGCACCCCCUCAAUCUAUCACGCCCACAUUAUCGUCCACACCACCCUCGUCUGCCCCGAGCGAGCAAAACUUGACCGUGUCCAGCUGGAAACAAGAUGUUCGGGGCCUGACAGAACAAGUCGAAGAAUACAAAGCCAUGAUAGUGUCGCUGUCGAGUGAAAUCGACAAACUCAAGACAGAGCGGAAAAAAGUGGCCGUGCAAAAGCAGACAGACUUGCAGCACCAGCACCAAGCAGAGCUCGACGCUACCAAGCGCCAACUCGCCCAAGCCAAGAUCAACGAGCAAGAAUUGAGUAACGCCCUGGAAAAGUACCGACUCCAUGAAUUUAACAAGGCGGCACAACUCAUUCAAAUCAAAACGCGAGGGGCUGUCGCACGGUAUAAACUCAAGGCCAAACUGAAAGCGACGAGGAUUCUACAAGCGCAAUUGCGAGGGUUCGCCGCCCGCAAACGAACCAACUUGUGCCGGCCGUCCGCGAUUUCUGUCCGCGACGAGCGGCGGAUGCAGUCAGCGCCCACGAAAGUGACCGAGGACCAGGAUGUGUAUGUGGAAUAUUUGUCCGUCCCGCCAUGCGUGAAGGUGGAAAUGUGGUACAAUGGGCAACUCUUGACCAAGUACAUUCCAAACCGCAGCUUGCCGCUGUACGUGACCAACGGCGCCAAAAUGCUCGACAAAGCCCGCGACGAGCUUCAAGUCGCACUGGCCAAUCUUGUUGAAUACGAUGACACCUCUCACAUGUUGGUGCUGCCGUUGUUGCCACCUGAAGACCUCGUCGCCAAAGCACAAGACGAGGCAGCCGAGAAGAUCCAAGCGCGCGUCAAGGGGUUUAUUGUUCGCAGGGAGUUGAGCGACGAGAGGGAGCGCCGACGCAUCGCCGCGGAAACCAUCCAAAGCCACGCCAAGGGUUACUUUGCACGCAAAACGUACGGUCGGAAGGCGGAGGCCGUGGUGCAGAUACAAGCGCAAGCCAAGGGAUACAUCAUUCGAAGGCGGUAUCGGCGUCAAAAGGAAGCGUUGGAGAAGAUCCAAGCCACCGCCAAAGGUAGUUUGGAGCGAAAAGCGUACGAGCACAAGCGCGCAUCCAUUGCAAAGAUCCAAGCGCAAUCCAAGGGAUACAUUGCCCGACGAACGUACGGGGCGAAGAAGGAGGCCGCGGUGCGCAUCCAGGCCACGGCCAAAGGGCGCAUGCGACGGCAGUCGUACUUGGACUACCAAGAAAAGUCGAAAGCUGCCAAGUCGAUUCAAGCAAGGACCAAGGGUUUUUUGGCUCGGAAGGAAAUCACGGAAAAACAAGACUCGGCCAUCAAGAUUCAAUCGCAUUUCAAAGGCCAUUCCAUCCGGCGCGACCGACGGCGGAAAGCCGAAAGCGCCACGAGAAUCCAAAGCGCUCGCCGCGCGUACAUUGAAAAGCAAGCGUUCAUUGUCAAACGACAAGCCAUUUGCAAGAUCCAAGCCGGCAUCAAAGGGUUUUACGACCGUCAGCGGAUAUGCAUCAUGCCGCGGAGACAGCGACUCAACGAACUCGACGAAACCCGCGCCGACCACAGGUUCCGGCGAAACGUCGAGUCCAACUUGGUCGAGUUCCGGAUUCAUUGCCUCGACAACCCGCCGUGUGUCAAGAUUGAAGCGCUGCUGCACAAACACGUGUACAGUACGUUUGUCAAGUACCAAGAUAUCAACAACUUUGUCGGGUUUGGUAUGGAAUUGUACCAUGAAAAUCCAGAAACAUUGGCUAAAACCAUCGAGCCACUCUUGUCGUUGGUGCCGUCCGACGGCCCGCACGGGUAUCGAGUUGUGAUCAAGAAGACAUGGGACAUGAUGGACUCCGUGAGGAAGCUCAGCCUUACACUGGACCAAAAGAACGACCUGCGAGAAUUUGCACGUGCACACGUUAUGGCUGCCAAGGCGGCGGCAGAAAUUGGGUUGCUGUCGGCUCAAUUGCGAGAAGAGUUGUACGUCCCUGAAGUGAUUGGUAUGGCUAAGUUUGACGUGGAACCCGCUGAAGAUAUCGGAACUCCAGUCAAAGCGAAAUCGGGCAUCGGUGAACAGCCACAACCACCAACCAUUUCCCCUUCCAACGUGGCAGUUCAAUUGGACGGCAGCCCAGAGCCCACGUCAAAUGCAUCUGUUGCAGGCAGUGUCUUAGACGUUCCGCCGUCCACUGAGUACACAGAAUAUUUUGGUGACUCAAUCAGCGCUGUCGCGGUUCUGCUCCCGUUGAGUUCCAAUCCAGCCAUCGAUAGUGACAAAGGUGCAGAGCAGUUUGAUGCGUCAGGCAACCAACACAAUGUGCCACCGAAUGACGACGACAGCGACGAAGCGAAAGCAUCGUCGGAUUCAGAGGCUGAAGAAGUUGCGGCGACUACGCCAGUUGAGAUUCCCAUGUGGCUGGUAAAUUUGGACAUGGAGGAAGAAGCCGAUUUCAAGACCAUCUUGUGCGCUGUCGACGAGGCUAUCGAGCACUUGUCGCCACAUUCGUCGGAAGCAAACCUCCGCUACUCGAUCACUCAUGGGUACUCCAUGGUGGAGUCGAUGAACGCGUUGCCAGUAAUCUAUGGUAUUUGUUCCCACGACUUGUUCGAUGAGACAACGAAGCAAGCCGCCGCCACGGAUCAAAACCUGCGCAAAUCCGUUGCAGAAUCCUGGGCCAAUCGUAUCCUCCAAGAUGCCAUGGAAUCGUUCGCGAGUCAGCAUCCUCAGCAACCUCGGCGUCAAUCGACGAAUUUGGACGAAUUCGUUCUUGACAUGGACAACUUGAACAGUUCAACAAUGAAGCAACUGCUGGACGACCACCACUUUGUGUGCGAGGUGGUACAACAAGUCGUGACUGAGGCUGUCGCGAAGGUAGCGCACCACACACCAAAUGGUGAAAGAUCGACAUUCCCUAUCCUACUUCCGAAGGUUGAUGCACAUGAAACGCAGACAACCGAUCCCGAUGUUCAACCCGGCGACCUGCCAGACACAAACCGUCACGUUGACGUUAUCGACGUUCCUUCGUCAUUUGACAGUGACAUGGCCUUGUUAGAAGCACCCCCAAGUCCCCAGAAGGCGCUUGCCUCGAUUACAAUUCGAAGUGUCAUAGACAACACUGUACGAAUGGUCACCAAACCACCCCACCGAAACAAACUCCCCCUCAACGCCGAUAUCAAAUCUGAAUUCAAGGCCAAUACAGGGUGCGAUACAAGGAUAGCGGCGCUAACGUCAGCAGCAACAAGUUGCGUUGACAAAGCAAUUACCACUGGCAUCAGCAACGUGACGAGGCGGGUUUCUCAACGGAAACCUUCUUUCAAUCUCGACAUUUUACGUCUGCAUCGCAAUCCCACAGAAUGCGCUGUUGCUCAGGCGACGCAAUACGACGAAAUUGAGCACACUCUCACCGACAGCGCUCGAUUACAUGACCAUAAUCAUCAUAACCCAGCACUCAGCAUCACCGCUUCGACCGCGGACACCAAGCGAAAUCCGUUCAAAAUUGACAUAGACAAUGCACCAUCUCUUGAAGUGACGUCACGAACAAUUUCGACAUUAGACUCCUCGACUGUUGAAAUCAAGCGAUCCCCAGUCGUCGCACCUACCGUGCAGCCACCCAUCUCUAGCCAAACCGACAUCGGAGAAAUGCCGUUCACCAUUGAUGUGGCUGACGCGCUUGCGAACACGACCACUUUCACUGUCGAAUCAGUGGUCGAGUCGAUUCCAAUCGUUGCCGUCGAAGCCGCGCUCGCAACCGAUGCUGAAGUCGCAGUGGACGUCGUGGACACCCCACGUUCUAGUGCGGUAUCCGAAGUGGCUCCAACGUUAGUCGCCGAACCGGUGGCCGUGGCCGAGCCAGUGGACGGGCCAGUCGCUGCGGUGGAUUCACCAUUGACAGACAUCGAGCGAUCGGAAGCCGCACCUCCGGUGGAGUCACCCGUCACUGCUCAGGCCGACAUUGUAGAAACGCCGUCCACCAUUGACGUGUCGGACGCGCAUGUGGACGUGGCUGCUGUCCCCGAUGAAGCCGUUGUGGAGUCGACUCCAAUCGUUGCCGUCGAAGCCGCGCUCGCAACCGAUGCUGAAGUCGCAGUGGACGUCGUGGACACCCCGCCUUCUAGUGCGGUAUCCGAAGUGGCUCCAACGUUAGUCGCCGAACCGGUGGCCGUGGCCGAGCCAGUGGACGGGCCAGUCGCUGCGGUGGAUUCUCCAGUGGCUGAUAUCGAGCGAUCGAAGGCCGCACCUCCGGUGGAGUCACCCGUCACUGCUCAGGCCGACAUUGUAGAAACGCCGUCCACCAUUGACGUGUCGGACGCGCAUGUGGACGUGGCUGCUGUCCCCGAUGAAGCCGUUGUGGAGUCGACUCCAAUCGUUGCCGUCGAAGCCGCGCUCGCAACCGAUGCUGAAGUCGCAGUGGACGUCGUGGACACCCCACGUUCUAGUGCGGUAUCCGAAGUGGCUCCAACGUUAGUCGCCGAACCGGUGGCCGUGGCCGAGCCAGUGGACGGGCCAGUCGCUGCGGUGGAUUCACCAUUGACAGACAUCGAGCGAUCGGAAGCCGCACCUCCGGUGGAGUCACCCGUCACUGCUCAGGCCGACAUUGUAGAAACGCCGUCCACCAUUGACGUGUCGGACGCGCAUGUGGACGUGGCUGCUGUCCCCGAUGAAGCCGUUGUGGAGUCGACUCCAAUCGUUGCCGUCGAAGCCGCGCUCGCAACCGAUGCUGAAGUCGCAGUGGACGUCGUGGACACCCCACGUUCUAGUGCGGUAUCCGAAGUGGCUCCAACGUUAGUCGCCGAACCGGUGGCCGUGGCCGAGCCAGUGGACGGGCCAGUCGCUGCGGUGGAUUCACCAUUGACAGACAUCGAGCGAUCGGAAGCCGCACCUCCGGUGGAGUCACCCGUCACUGCUCAGGCCGACAUUGUAGAAACGCCGUCCACCAUUGACGUGUCGGACGCGCAUGUGGACGUGGCUGCUGUCCCCGAUGAAGCCGUUGUGGAGUCGACUCCAAUCGUUGCCGUCGAAGCCGCGCUCGCAACCGAUGCUGAAGUCGCAGUGGACGUCGUGGACACCCCGCCUUCUAGUGCGGUAUCCGAAGUGGCUCCAACGUUAGUCGCCGAACCGGUGGCCGUGGCCGACCGAGUGGACGAGCCAGUCGCUGCAGUGGAUUCACCAUUGACAGACAUCGAGCGAUCGGAAGCCACACCUCCGGUGGAGUCACCCGUCACUGCUCAGGCCGACAUUGCCGACAUUGUAGAAACGCCGUCCACCAUUGACGUGUCGGACGCGCAUGUGGACGUGGCUGCUGUCCCCGAUGAAGCCGUUGUGGAGUCGACUCCAAUCGUUGCCGUCGAAGCCGCGCUCGCAACCGAUGCUGAAGUCGCAGUGGACGUCGUGGACACCCCGCCUUCUAGUGCGGUAUCCGAAGUGGCUCCAACGUUAGUCGCCGAACCGGUGGCCGUGGCCGAGCCAGUGGACGGGCCAGUCGCUGCGGUGGAUUCUCCAGUGGCUGAUAUCGAGCGAUCGAAGGCCGCACCUCCGGUGGAGUCACCCGUCACUGCUCAGGCCGACAUUGUAGAAACGCCGUCCACCAUUGACGUGUCGGACGCGCAUGUGGACGUGGCUGCUGUCCCCGAUGAAGCCGUUGUGGAGUCGACUCCAAUCGUUGCCGUCGAAGCCGCGCUCGCAACCGAUGCUGAAGUCGCAGUGGACGUCGUGGACACCCCACGUUCUAGUGCGGUAUCCGAAGUGGCUCCAACGUUAGUCGCCGAACCGGUGGCCGUGGCCGAGCCAGUGGACGGGCCAGUCGCUGCGGUGGAUUCACCAUUGACAGACAUCGAGCGAUCGGAAGCCGCACCUCCGGUGGAGUCACCCGUCACUGCUCAGGCCGACAUUGUACAAACGCCGUCCACCAUUGACGGGUCGGACGCGCAUGUGGACGUGGCUUCUUUUUCGGAGGAUUCCUUGAAUCAAGCCGGUGGAGUUGAGAGGGAAUGUAUGACGGCUGUGGAAGAGACAAUCAAGCCCAAUGGCGUAAUGAGCUCGCAAAAUUCCGCCGUGUGGGCUGCCCUUGAAUCGCCAAUGAAUGCAACCUUACAAGCGAAAGCAAAUUUGGGUGAAAUGCUAAACUCUACCGUUGGAGGGAAGGAGGUGGCAGUUAGCCCAUUGCCAGAAUUCUUGUUUGCAAUGAAAUCCCCCGACAUAGUGCCACAAAAGUUGCUUCGCCCUCAGCAGUCGUCCACAUUGGAGUCGAAAAAACCUCUCCCAGGGUAUGCUGUUCGUGGGCUGUCAUUUAGCAGCAGCGAAGACUCAAUGGACGAAGCUCCGGAACCUGUGAUUCCGCCUACAAACUCGUCGCAAUCGGAAGCUAUUGCGACGACAUCACAAGCGUCCAUUGGGCUGAAAACUCGGCUCAUGGGGUGGUGGAAGGACAAUUAGCCCGCCCUGGUUGUUAGAUCGUAGCCCUUAUUUAUUGUCGUCUUGAACGACGCUCAAUUUAAUCUAUUUUAAUCUUGAUCACGGGCCUUGAGCAGGCAAUAGAUGG
Messenger RNA from Aphanomyces astaci, 8218 nucleotides. RefSeq lists its product as hypothetical. Gene Ontology annotation, molecular function: protein binding. NCBI's taxonomy places the organism in Eukaryota, Oomycota, Saprolegniomycetes, Saprolegniales, Verrucalvaceae. Bases 1 to 8112 code for a protein of 2703 amino acids. The transcript is spliced from 6 exons. The record is from RefSeq and is a predicted model, not a curated record.